Messenger RNA from Oncorhynchus nerka (sockeye salmon), 2229 nucleotides. RefSeq names its product syntaxin-19-like. Gene Ontology annotation, biological process: intracellular protein transport; synaptic vesicle fusion to presynaptic active zone membrane; exocytosis. The record is from RefSeq and is a predicted model, not a curated record. The transcript is spliced from 5 exons. The coding region runs from base 394 to 1299 and encodes 301 amino acids. Gene Ontology annotation, cellular component: presynaptic active zone membrane; synaptic vesicle; endomembrane system. NCBI's taxonomy places the organism in Eukaryota, Metazoa, Chordata, Actinopteri, Salmoniformes, Salmonidae. Gene Ontology annotation, molecular function: SNARE binding; SNAP receptor activity.
UAUAGCAGUUUUCUGGCUAACUGUUAACAUAGAGGAAAACUAACAGAACAGGCACACCUGUGUCCUACAGCUAACAGGUCUUUGAAGUGGAGGGCUAAGAAGAUGCCAUGAGGAUUAUGUUCAGGAGGAUGGGAUAAACAUGUUGUUAACUUUAUGGAUACGUUAUGGAGAAAACCACUCUCCAUGGCUUGUCUGAAGUGGCAGUUACAUCCCUGGUCAAGAAUAAAGGGUAGUUUCUAAGCCUCAAGGACUACUAACUACAACAAGGACUACUAACUACAACAAGGACUACUAACCACAAUAAGGACUACUAACUACAACAAGGAAUACUAACUACAACAAGGCCUCAACUGACAGGUUCUGCUAUCCUCCUGAGGGAACUCCACUCUGACCAUGAGGGACCGCCUGGAGGAGCUGCGUCAGAGGGCCCAGGAGUUCCGGGAGGCAAGAAACAAGGCAGAUGAGACCCCAUUCCCUGAGGAAGACACUGACUCAGAUGACCCAGCGUGGGUUAGUGUCGCCACCCGGCAGCAGGCUGUGGUGUUUGAGGAGGAACCAGUCCUGGACAACUUCCUGUCCGAGGCUCAGCAUAUCUGCGGUGACAUCACUGAGCUCGAAACCGAGGUGAAGAAGUUUAGCCAGCAUCAAAGGAGCCUGGUGGCAGCCAUGCGUCGUUUCAGUGUGAUGAAGAAGGAGAGCAGUGUGACGAGGGACAUCAAGCUGCAGGCAGAGAGCAUCCACAGACGGCUGGACGCCCUCUCCAAGAAGGCACAGAGUUUAGAAGGCCUGCAGGGACUAGCUACAGCCACUACACGCAUCCAACGCUCCCAACACGCAGCGCUACACAGACAAUUCCAGCAGGUGAUGCGUUUGUACAACGACUCCAUUCUCAAUAAACAGGAGCGGUGCAAACACUUCAUCAUCCGGCAGCUGGAGGUGUCUGGUCGCGACGUCACCGAGGAGGAAGUGGACGAAAUGGUUUCUGCAGGGAAGUGGGAGGUGUUUAACCAGAACCUCCUCAACAAUGAACGCAUCACACGCUCUAAGCUGUCUGAGAUCGAGCAGAGACACAAGGAGCUGGUGAAUCUGGAGAGCAACAUGAAAGAGCUGAGAGAUCUGUUCAUGGAUGUCUUUAUGUUGGUGGAGGAGCAGGGAGACUACAUAGACCACAUCCAGACCAGCGUAGAGAAGACACAGGACUAUGUCACCGUCAGUAACGAGAAGUUUAAAAUGGCUGCCAGGUACAAGAAAAAUAACCCUUUGAGGAGGCUGUGCUGCUGUUGCUGCCCCUGGAGGUGAUGCACAUAGAGGAGAGACUGGAGACUGGAGAUGCCCCUGGAGGUGAUGCACAUAGAGGAGAGACUGGAGACCGGAGAUGCCCCUGGAGGUGAUGCACAUAGAGGAGAGACUGGAGACUGGAGAUGCCCCUGGAGGUUUUUCAGAUGGGGAGAGGAAGAGUUCUGGAGAGUCUGCAGGUGGCAUUUCACUUAUAAGAAUCUUCAGAGGAGACCGCGUGAAUCAGGCCUUCGUAGUCGAAUUGCUGCAAAGAAACCACUACUAAAGAACAUCAAUAAGAAUAAGAGACCUGCUUGUGCCAAGAAACACGAGCAAUGGACAUUAGACCGGUAGCAAUCUGUCCUUUGGUCUGAUGAGUACAAAUUUGAGUUUUUUGUUUCCAACCUCCGUGUCUUUGUGAGACGCAGAGUAAGUGAACAGAUGAUCUCUGCAUGUGUGGUUCCCACCAUGAAGCUUGGAGGGGAGGUGUGAUGGUGUGUGGGUGUUUUGCUGGUGACACUGUCAGUGAUUUAUGUAGAAUUCAAGGCACACUUAACCAACAUGACUACCAUAGCAUUCUGCAGCGAUACGCCAUCCGAUCUGGUUUAGUGGGACUAUCAUUUGUUUUUCAGAUGACCUGGCCUCCACAAUCACCUGACCUCCACCCAAUUGAGAUGGUUUGGGAUGAGUUGGAAAAAGCAGCAAACAAGUGCUCAGCAUAUGUGGAAACUCCUUCCAAAUGGUUGGAAAAGCAUUCCAGUUGAAGCUGGUUGAGAGAAUGCCAAGAGUGUACAAAGCUGUCAUCAAGGGUGGCUACUUUGAAGAAUCUAAAAUAUAAAUAUUUGUCUUGGUUACUACAUGACUCCAUAUGUGAUAUUUCAUGGUUUUGAUGUCUUCACUAUUAUUCUACAAUGUAAAAAAAAUAGUGAAAAUAAAGAAAAACCUUUGAAUGAG